This is a messenger RNA of Mugil cephalus (flathead mullet), 1747 nucleotides long. Its product is annotated as coiled-coil domain-containing protein 200-like. The transcript has 5 exons. The record is from RefSeq and is a predicted model, not a curated record. Lineage: Eukaryota; Metazoa; Chordata; Actinopteri; Mugiliformes; Mugilidae. The coding region runs from base 338 to 586 and encodes 82 amino acids.
AUGCCACUAUGUCAGAAGGUGUCGACAAUUGUCUUAAGGCGUGAGGAGCCCGCUGUCUUCUUCCCUAACAUCCGAGAGAAUGCUCCAGAUAAGACCACAGACAUGUGGGUAAACACAGACACGUGGGCGUGGGGCCAUUGUCAGUGAGCCACAGGAGGUAAAAGGCAAUGAUUUAUCCACCCCGUCCCCUUCUGUGUCUCUCUAACAAAGCAACCCGGGAGAGUGUUAUGUUGCCUGGAAACUCCUCUUAACAAGGUCAGGUACCUCAGCCUUCACCGGUCCUCGGCUGAGGCUGCUGUCUUCUUUCCAGGGCUCAGUUCAGCUGCUUCACAUCAGGAUGUCGGCUAUGCACUGGGAGGCCAGGCGGCGUCAGAAUGCCCUGGACCGCAGGAUGGCCCGGAAUAAGCAGCAGGUGCUGCAGAAGGGUUCUGAAACCAGACACAGUGAAACAGAAUCAAACACAACGCAAGAGCAACCAGCUGGAAGUCAGUGUCCACACUGUAAAAGUGACCUGAAGACGACAGUCCAUGACGGCGGAAAGAUCCCCAACAGAUACUCGUCCUUACAGUACACCCAGCAGUGGUGAGGAAGAAUGUCACCAUUCUCUGUAUUGGACCACAUCUGGGACGGCACAUCUGUGCUGUGUUUAGUCUUAAUUGUGUCAGUGUGAGAUUUAUCACCGGUCUGUAAUAAAUGAACAUGUCUAAAAAGCGAUGUCAGAGCCUGGAGCCUGUCUUUCUUUAAACCGUGUGGCUUUUGUUUGUAUGGGUGAUCACUGACAAUCAAACUACUCCCUAAGUGUGGAAAUAAAACAUUGAACCACCUCCACUGUUUAGUCAAUCACAACCACUAAAUGUACGGUCACAACGUAGUAUGUCAAGCAGAUGUUAAGCGACGAAUACACAACGCAAUGAUGCCAUCUACUGACUAAAUGAGGUUACAGCAUCUUGUAAAACCAAGGACACGCGGAGGGUCGACAAAGCUAUCCCCACUAGAGGGUGAAAACCACUGGCAUGUACUGUCUGAUGACAAAUAAUUGUGUAAAAUCUAAUAAAAUAUGUUGCCAAAUGUUGAGAGGGUAACAAGUCAAAGUCAAAAGAAAACAUGUUGACACUACGGGAAAAUGGUGGUUUAAAUUUCUCACGUUUUUCCCAGUGAAUGACUUAUCCAAAUCUGAAUGACGCAUCCGGUCUUUUACAAUCUUCAGUUCAUCAUUCAUGAUAAAUACAUUUGUCUUCAUCAGGUAUCAAGCUGAUUGAUGAUGGACAGAAAUUAACUUAAAGCAUUUUACUCUCAGAUUACACAUCAAACAGGUCUGUAAUGUACAAAUCUGAAGUCACCAAUAUUAUUUGUGAUGAGAAAAUUAGUUUCAUCAAUUCAGACCAAAUUUAAAAUACUGUCACACUCUCCCAGUUGGAUUAUCUGGCAUCCAUCCCAUGGUAUAAGUAGGCAAGGUGUAAGCACCUCUACAUGCCUAAAUGCACUGAAAUGCAGCCAUGCGAUGAUCGAUUUUAAACCAAGUGAGAAAUUACACAUGGGUAUGGGUUUUAAUUGCUAUCCUGUUUGUGUUUACAUUGACAAAGCGGUUACAGAGGUUAAGUAAAUAUAGAUAGAAAGUGUGUGACUCAUGUUAUGUUGGCACAUAAUCAGCACCAGUAUGAAUGGUUGUUUGUCUCUGUGUUAGCAUUGGCAUAGACGGUACACUGCGAUUAAACGGUAUGGAAGAUGAGAUGAGAUGAGAUAAUAA